AUGGCCAGACCUUCUGCAAUACCUCGUGCAAAGUGGCCUCGGGAAAAAGUCCCCAAAAUCAGGCUUUUACCCAAUGGCGAUAGGUCUCGAGAAGAGGCCUUCGGAGGUUUAGAUAGGGCUCGCAAAGAGGCCCCCAAAGACAGGCGUUUACACCACGGCGCCAGGCAGUCCGAUCGGAAUGGGAAUGAAGAUUAUAGUCAAUGCCUCAGAGAAAAUCAGCGCCCUUGCGAAGAAAACUUGAGUAUUUCAUACCAGGGGACGGCAUCGAUCGAGAAGUUAUCUCAGAAGAUAUAUGCUUCUAUCUAGGACCUGAUGCACGUGUACGAUCAGGAGAUUACCAACAUCCACAGACAGGACAAAUACAAGCAGUUUACUUCAUCAAUGCCUACGAUAUACUUACUACGGCUCAUGUCUCAGACCUUAAGGCGGAUUCAGAGAUGUGGGACGCUGAGAGAAGGGCUAUGGGAGACAUCAUGAUGAACGCUGAAUAUAGAGCGUCGAAAGUAUAUAAAUCAAGGCAUUAUUAUGGUUCCUCAGAACCAAAUCAGCCUAGAUAUAUUAUGGGAGGCUUGAAAUUGCGUUAG
Hymenoscyphus albidus is the source of this 584-nucleotide messenger RNA. The record is from the annotation of a GenBank genome assembly. NCBI's taxonomy places the organism in Eukaryota, Fungi, Ascomycota, Leotiomycetes, Helotiales, Helotiaceae.